Messenger RNA from Patiria miniata (bat star), 1804 nucleotides. RefSeq lists its product as uncharacterized. Bases 620 to 1744 code for a protein of 374 amino acids. Gene Ontology annotation, molecular function: nucleic acid binding; zinc ion binding. The transcript has 2 exons. NCBI's taxonomy places the organism in Eukaryota, Metazoa, Echinodermata, Asteroidea, Valvatida, Asterinidae. The record is from RefSeq and is a predicted model, not a curated record.
UGUUACUAGACACCAGAGGAAGGAGAGACAGCCCUGGAGCCCGUGCACUGGCUGGUUUUUUGUGAUGAAUGGGAGCAGAAACGACUAAUAAAUUUGAUGUGAUUGAAUCAUCACCCCUGAACCUCGACUCCACACCGAGUUUCACUACAAAAUUGGUAACACGGAUGGGGUGCUGAGUGCUGACUUAAUGACCUGACUGACUGAACGGGUGGACGGUGACCUGAGCCUAGCGUAGGAGAACUGCGGGGAAUUACAUGCGUUUGCUGGGGAGGCAACGUGGACGGAUGCCGUAACAGUACCACUACCAGGGAGUCUGCAAGGGAACUACAGACAGUGGUUGCGGUAGGCAGUUUGGAGUCAUACGCAUGGACUGUGUCAUGUUUACUCGUACAGUUUAAAUGUAAAUCAGUAGUUACAUUGUAGAUUAGGUUGCCAGCAGUAAGUGGUCGUGAUAACUGAAGAAACAAAAACAAAAGCCAGCCAGUGCAUUAUCGGUUGAAAAUAUUGGGUAAUCUGCCAGUUAAUUGGACCUAGUUAAUUUAGCCGUGUUGAUUGUAGAAAUAUUUUAGGCUGACCUUGGAUUUUCGCGUGGGGUUUUGUGUACCGCGUUUCUUGUGCUAUGGCUGAGGCGGAGGCUGGCCUGGUUGAGCGCCUUGUUGCAGGCCUGACUGAGGCCAUCAAGUCAAAUCAUAAGCCAACCACACAACGAGCGAUUAAAUUAGCUAGGUUUAAUGGCCGUCCAAGUAGGGCAGGGGAUCCUACCAUUCUUGAGUGGAUUGAUGAGGUUGAUAUAUAUUGUCAACAAUGCCAUAUCCCUGACAAAGAAAAAGCGCAGGUUGUCUAUAAUCACUUAGGGGGGUUGGCCCGGGAUGAGGUUAAGUGUAACCCGUCAGUGAAAGGCGAUUAUAAGGCCUUGAUGAGGCUACUUAACAGACAAUUUGGGGCAGAUGAAACUGUACAAUCGUUGCAAAAGUCACUGUAUGAGCGUCAUCAACUGGAAGAUGAGUCCCUCAUGGACUAUUCACGGUCUCUUAUUAGGCUUUAUGAUCGUAUAAUCGAGGCUGGGAGUGAGGGAGAAAAAGAAGGAUUGAAGGGACUUAAGGAUAAAGUCCUCAUUAAUCAGUUUGUAGCUGGGGCCAAGAACCAAAGCAUGCGCUUAGAGCUACGACGUCUUGAGUUGGCCACACCAGGGCAAAGUUUCAGUGCGCUGCGAGAUGCUGCUUUAGACCUAUUCAGGGAUAUCGAUAGGCCAAAGGUCAAACGAAGCCAGGUACGCCAAGUGGGCGUGGCACCGUUUGAUGAUCCUGAUGAGGAAAAUCAGGGGGGUUUGAAUUGUGCUAAUGAUGUAGUUGAGGUAUCAGUGGAGGGCGUGGCCGUUCGUACUCCUAGUGGGGGGCAGUUUCAAAAAGUGAUGCAACAGCAAACAGAAAUGAUGAAGUGCAUUAGGGAUCAACAGGAACAGAUUCUAAAACAACAAGAACAGCUCACAACCUUGAUGGAACAUGUGAUCAAAGGGUCAGAUCCAAAACCAUUUAAUGUUGGUCAAGGGGGACGGCGCGUGGUGUGUUUCAGAUGCAAGCGCCCUGGGCAUAUCAAGGCUAAUUGUAGAUUCGGUGGUAGUGGCCAAAGUUUGACAGCUAGCAGUAAGUCCUCUGGGGGACAGGGGCAAUCGGAUGGUGUGGGGUCACCAUGUAAUAAAUCCACGGUUAGUGGUGAGUUAAACACAAGUCCUCCAUCACUGUAGGCCAAGUGAUGGAGGGAGUCUCUGAAAUGGCCUCACCUGGGGACAAUGUGCAUUGUGAAA